Messenger RNA from Phycomyces blakesleeanus NRRL 1555(-), 1299 nucleotides. RefSeq lists its product as hypothetical. The record is from RefSeq and is a predicted model, not a curated record. NCBI's taxonomy places the organism in Eukaryota, Fungi, Mucoromycota, Mucoromycetes, Mucorales, Phycomycetaceae. Bases 1 to 1299 code for a protein of 432 amino acids. The transcript has a single exon.
AUGGCUCUCAUUGAUUACGACGACGACGAGAUUCCCAUCACACUAAGUGCCUGGGGAGAUCAAUCUGCUCAGAAGCCUAGUUGGGAAUCGCUCAAGGAUCCCAAUCUCAGUGUAACUGCAGGACAAAUUGGUAGCGGUGGUCUCCAUCGCCGAGGACGUAACUUUAUUCCAGUGUCUGAAGAUCACAUCCUUAGACAACGUCUCAAAGGAGGGCCACCUAAAAAGUCUAGCAAUGCAACCAGCAAAACAAUGUCAUCAGCAGCAAAUGCACCCAAACCAAAAAAGACAUUUCCACAAUCGACUACUUUCUCGCGUCCUAAACCGAAUUCCAAGUCAUAUUCAGAACCACCAAGACCAUCUUCAACCCAACGACCACCUCCAUCUACCACGCGUCCUCCACCUCCUAACAGUACCUGGAAUACGCAGUCCUUGGUUGAUGUACCAUUUUGGGAAAAAAAGCCAGAGCCUGCUAGUUCGACACUUAUUACACCCAUAACUACCCCUCCUUCAAGAGCAAGAUAUCCUUCUCAAAAUAGUAGCAGUAACGGUUGGAAUCAGCAAGAUCGUCCUUCUCAAAAUAGUAGCAGUAACGGUUGGAAUCAGCAAGAUUAUCCUUCUCAGAAUAGUAAUAGUAACGGCUGGGGACUUCAAGACUAUUCACAACAGAAUAAACAUCAACAGCCACAAAUUCAGGAACAGAAAAAUAAUUAUCAGCAACAAAACUACCAACAGCAAAGCUACCAACAGCAAACUAUUUAUGAACAACAGCAACAGCAACAUGCUCUCCUUAAUCAGUCAUCAAAACCAUUGCAGAAUCAGACAAACCAGCUCUCUGGUAGGAAGGAGAAUACCUCGCCAGGUAGACCUGACUGGUUGCCUAAUCUACCAACGGCUAAACCAGCAUGGGUGGACCAACCAAUGACUGAAGCUAAGAAACCAUCUUGGAUCAAAGAGACUUCCUGGACGCCCAACAGAGGCAGUGCUCCACAAACCAACUACAGGCCUAAUAAUUCAGAUAACCGUAAUUUCAACGCUAAUAACCCUCGUUCACCUCCUGGCCUUUCUAAACCUCCCAGCCACAACCUAGCAGAAAAUAACCCGGUUAUUAUUACUAUUAGUAUUGAACUUGAGUCUGGAAUAAUGGCUUCUGUCAGUGUACGCUUACUUGACGAUCCAGCAAAACUUUCGCGUGAAUUUGGUGUACGACAUAAUAUUACCGAUCCUGUGGUUCUCAAUGCCCUUCUUAGCCUGUUUAUAAGACAGAAAGAAACUACUUUGCAAAAGAGAAACUAUCUUUAA